Messenger RNA from Scylla paramamosain (green mud crab), 3282 nucleotides. RefSeq names its product cytosolic carboxypeptidase 6-like. Gene Ontology annotation, biological process: proteolysis; protein side chain deglutamylation. Lineage: Eukaryota; Metazoa; Arthropoda; Malacostraca; Decapoda; Portunidae. The record is from RefSeq and is a predicted model, not a curated record. Gene Ontology annotation, molecular function: zinc ion binding; metallocarboxypeptidase activity.
AUGUUGAAAAUGUUCAUGGUCUUUGUGACCGAGAGGAUUUCACUUUGUGUGAUGGUGAAGUCUGGCAGCGUGGUGCCUCGUGACGGAGGCGUGGGGGUCGCCAGACUGCCCUCAACAUCCUCAGUCGUGAAGACUGUUGAAAAGUACUCGUUCAGGGUGUUCGCCAUGUCUGCUUCGCUUUCCAUCUACACGGACGAUAGUGACAACGAGGGGAAAUUAAGCAAUAUUUGUCGUCAAGUCCUCCGCCCCCCGGGCUCUGGGAAGGCGAAGAGGGGGCACCUGUGUUUUGAUGCUGCAUUUGAGACAGGGAACCUCGGGAGAGUCGAUUAUGUAGCAGAAUAUGACUAUGACUUGUACCUGAGGCCUGAUACCUCAAACCCCCGUCAUCGAAUGUGGUUUAACUUCACCGUGGACAACGCUAAGGCUGACCAGCGAGCGAUCUUCAAUUUGGUCAAUAUUCAUAAAAGGAGAAAUUUAUUUAGUUCCGGAAUGACGCCUCUUAUUCGCUCUACUUCAAGACCACGGUGGACACGGAUGGCGCCUAACCACGUGUACUACUACAGGAGUGACACGUAUAAAGGCCAUUUUAUUCUGAGUUUCGCUGUCUGUUUUGACCUUGAAACAGAUGUGUACCAGUUCGCCCUUACAUUUCCCUAUUCAUAUGCAAGAUUACAAGCCUUUUUGGACGUGAUGGGAGGGCGGGCGGAGCGGGGAGAGGGCGCCAGGUUCUGGAGGCACACCUUAGCUUACUCCGUGAGGACCUGGUGGGGGGUGGAGCCGGUAAAGGGGGGUAAGAGUGCCCCCCCCAAGGCCGCCCCCCAUCCCCCUCCUCCCACCUUCGCCGCGCCGCAAGAAGAAGAAGAGGAGCAGGAAGACAAGGAGGAAGGAGAGGAGGUGGUGCUGGAUGAGGAAGAGGAGCAAGAAGAAGAAGAGGAGGAGGAUGGUGGUGGUGGUGGUGGUGGUGGUGGUGGUGGUGGUAGUAGUAGUAGUAGUAUUAGUGCUGGUGAAACUACUACUACUACUACUACUGCUGGUUUGGGGGCCAGGAAGCAGAGGAUUGUGGUCAUUAUGGCGCGGGUUCAUGGAGGCGAAAGUCCUACGUCAUUCAUAGUGCAAGGUAUGCUGGAGGCCCUGACCGGUAGAGGAGUCGUUGCAAGCAAACUAAGACGUUACGUAACGUUCAUAAUUAUACCAAUGUUGAAUCCUGAUGGAGUUUACCUUGGAAAUUACAGGUCAUCCUUAAUGGGGUUUGACCUGAACAGGGCGUGGGGAGAUGCAACUAAAUGGGGUCAUCCGACUAUUUAUGCUGCGAGAGAACUAUUGCUUAUGCUUGACAAGGCGCCCUGGUGUGAACUAGAUUUAAUCCUGGACCUACACGCCCACACCUCUCUUCUUGGGACUUUUAUCUAUGGAAACUCCUAUGAUGACGUGUACAGACAUGAGCGCCAUAUUGUGUUUCCAAAGAUGCUGUCCCACGCCUGUGAAGAUUAUUGUCACUACAACACUAUUUACAACAGGGACCCGGCUAAGGCACAAACUGCAAGAAGGUGGCUGUGCUCUCAUCUGAAGGACAGCACUAAUGUAUACACCCUCUACACCUCUAUCUACGCCUACACCAACACUAAGGGAGCCAUAGUGCCUUACAGUGAAGCCUUGUACCUGCGCACGGGGCGGCGUGUGGUGCGCGGCGUGCUAGAAUAUUACCAGUUCCUAGGCCUGGUGCCCCACGCCCUGCCCCGCGCCCUGCCCCUGCACGACCUCCCCUCAGGCCAGGGCCCCGGCAGCCCCCCACUGCACGCCCGCGCCGCCCGCCACGCCGCCCACCACCACCACCACCACCACCAGCUAGCCACGGCACGCACGCAGCAGCAGCAGCAGCAGCAGCAGCGGGGAGGGGGGCGAGGGGGGAGCGCGGCCCCGCCACCCGCGAUGGUCCCCUCUGAGCCCCUCCCCCAGCGACAGCCCUAGUGAAGGGGAGGAGCAGGAGGAAGAGGAGGAAGAGGAAGAGGAGGAGGGCAGCACAGGGGGCGGGGAGGAGGGUGAGGGGGCGGGGGUGCCAGCAGCGGGGGGAGGGCACCAGCGAGGCCAGCGCCUUGACCGUCACCAUCCAGCGGCGGGGCGCGGCGCCCCCCAGCAUCCCCGCCCCCCAAUGGGCGGAGCCCGACCCCGCGAGGCGCCCCGCGAGGCGCCCCACGAGGCGCGGCGCCUGCCCCGUGCCACCCACGUGACGCUGUUUCCGGGGCCGGCGCCCCAGACGCUCCCCCCGCCCCGCCGCGGCCCCGCGCCACACGGGCCCCCCGCCCGCGGCCUGCCCGACCUUCCCCCCUCACCGCCUCGCUGCCCGCCCUACGCACGCCUCCCGCGCCGCGCCGCCGCCUGCGCCGCCGCGCACCACCGCCCUCACACGCCCACGCCCGCCUCGCCUUCCGCUACUACGACUUCCGCCGCCUCACGCGCCCGCGCCGCCGCCCCAGGGCACGCCGGGCCCACAGCCGCUCCCCCCGCCGCCGCCCACGCCCGCGCCAAAGAGCGCGAGCGCGCCCACGCCGCCCCGCACCAGCCCCAGCCCCGGAGCGCCCCCCGCCCCGCAGGCUGGCGGCGGGGGGCGGCUUCAACGCGGCGCGCAUGGCGGAGGGGGCCGCGGCGCGGUGCGGCAGGGUGCGGUGCCCCCCGCGGCCUACGCACCAUCCACGUGAACCACCUCACCAUCGGGGGGCACCGGGGCGCCGCGCCCCCCCCGGCCUGGCAGGCGGCGCCGCCCCGCCGCCCUGCCCCCUCCUCCCUUCCUAUGCUGCGUCGCUUUCUGGACCCCCGCGCCCCCCUCUUCUGACGCCCCCCACCCACCCACCAGCCCCUGCCCCCGAUCAGGCGGGGCGCGCCGGCGGGGAGGGUCUGGGGGCGGGGCAGGAAUGGAGGGGAAGGAGGCGCCCGCCCCUCACCAGGCUGUGAGGGGUGAAGGACACACUCUCUCUCUCUCUCUCUCCCUCAAAACUAUUUCCCUCCACCUAAAGUUUCCUCCAUUUUCCCUCUAUCCCUCUAUCCCUCCAUCCCUCCUCCACCUCCUCCUCCACCUCCUCCUCCACCAAGUCCAGGCACGUUCUUCCUCCCAUUUUCCAGCUUUCCUUUCUAAUUUUCCUCCUCCUCCUCCUCCUCCUUCUCUUCUUCUUCUUUCUUCUCCUCCUCUUCUUUCUCCUCCUCCUCUUCCUCUUCUUCCUUCUAAGCGAAGUCAAGCCAGAAUUUUUCUUCUCUCUCUCUCUCUCUCUCUCUCUCUCUCUCUCUCUC